Messenger RNA from Sphenostylis stenocarpa, 573 nucleotides. NCBI's taxonomy places the organism in Eukaryota, Viridiplantae, Streptophyta, Magnoliopsida, Fabales, Fabaceae. The record is from the annotation of a GenBank genome assembly.
AUGCGAUGUGGGUUUCGCUGUGAUGUAGAGGCCGCGAAGAAGGUGAGGGAGAAGGUGUCAGUGCGAGCUAGGAUUGUGGUGGAGGCACGAAGAUGGAGUUUCACGGUAGCUCCGGAGGUUGGUCGAACGACUAGGGAUGAUAGGGGACGCGGUGGUGAGUUAGCGACUGCAACUAGGGUUCGCAGCAAAGGCUGGGAGGCGCGACAACGACUCGAUGAGGUGCACGACAACCUCAUAGUGGUGGUGCACGGUGAAGAUGGUUGUAAAAGUCGCAACCAGGGACAACGGAUAAUGCGUGGUUGUGGUCGGGGGCGUGGAGUUCAAGUGAAAGGGUUGAGGAAAAUGGAGCUCAAUGAGGGAGACAUGGCUUUGAGGCAUCGCCUUACGAAUGGACUCUCGAAAUUCCUGUCACCAGUUAUUCACACAGGUGCGUAUGCGGUUGGUCUCUGCCAGCAAUCUAGCAAAGCUUUACAUUUAGUGGCUUUGUCUAUAAUGCACAUGCCUUCUGCUCAGAAGCCAACUGCUAAUUGGAUUCAAGUGAGAGGGUUUCAUAAACACAGUGUUGUUGAGUAA